Molecule: messenger RNA, 2622 nt
Organism: Durusdinium trenchii
Lineage: Eukaryota; Dinophyceae; Suessiales; Symbiodiniaceae
Source: the annotation of a GenBank genome assembly
AUGAACUACCUCAAGAUCUCUUCUACAAACCAGAUCAUCAACAAGCUUAUUUGUGGGUGCAGCAAGAGAAAUGCAUCUUUAAGUGGCAGUGCAAAGCUGCAAGAAUUGAAGAAUAUGAGGAAUUCACAGCUUGGCUUGGGACCUCGUGGGGCAGGUUGCAUUGAUGAUGCUGAGAAUGAAGAGGAAGAAGCUGGUGAUUGCAUUGGAGGGCAGAAGAAGAAGCACAAGGGGCAAAGCAUCAUUGUGAACAUUUGUGUGGAUGGCACUGACUGCCAGGAACCUUUCACAAGGCACAGCAGCCCACACAAGAACUUUCACUUUUGCCACCCUUUGGUCACUCUAGCCAUGGACUCUGCCUGCAAAGCAGAAGUGUCUAAGCUCUUCCAUAGCAGCCUCCCUGUGAACCAGAAGCUGCAGCAGAUCCUGACUUGUCUCUCCAAAGCUGGACUAGUGCAUGAGACCAUCUUGAAACCAGAAGAUAUAUUAGUUCAUGAGGCCAACCGAGCUGGAGCUAUGGUCAAUGGCUUUGAUGCUAUAGCAAAAGGGCAGCACAUUGAACAGACAGGCUUGAAACCACAAUUGCUGCCCUUGGGUUCUGUGUGCAUGGAAAUGAACCCCAAAAAGAGAAGCCAGCAACUAGCAGCCAAUGUGGCCAUGUGUGAGAAGGCAUCUGGUAUGCUUGGGUCUGUCAAUGGACAAGAAAAGUUCCUGAGCCUGGGCACUUCACAUUUUGUGAUGUAUUGCAGAGCUUUACAACAGCAUGCCACAGCACCAGAUGGAUCAAAGCUACAGCCUUUGCCUGAAUUCUUGCCACUCUUGCAGGAAGGGUGGAAGUGGACCAUUCUGUCCUACCAGAUAGAGGAUGAGUUUCCAACCUUCACCAUGGUGUCAAGCUACAUUGAACUCUGUUUGAAAUUUGGGCCUACCAUUUUGGUAGGGGAGGACAACAUGGCCCUGCUCGCCUACCAUGACUUCAGAGUCAGCGUGCAAGGUGAUCAGAUGUUGUUCACCAGACUGGCCUUGCUCACAACCAUGUUGACAACCACCAAGGUGUCAGAUGGGGUAUCCAAGCUUAUAGUCAAAUCUGACUUCGACAAAAUGACCAGGUCCCUUCAAAAACAGGCUGUGCAGAUGGAGCACAUACUCAGAGAGGCCUGGAGGCAAGAGGACCACCAUGUCACCCCAGAGAGGAAGGCUUCUGCUUUUGGAAAGCUUUCAGUGAGGAUGCGCUUGCUUUUGCUUGGCAAGCAGAAGUUUGGGAGGGACCCUGUGCUGGAUAGCUUUGAAGAGAUCACCAAGAUGUAUGGUGAGGACCUUGCAGGCACAAAGCCUGAGGCCUUGAGCUCUUCCACCACUGCCAAGCCAAAAUGUCAGCCAGUCAGGGACCUCCUCAAUGCUUCUGCUCAAGAGGUUGCCCUGCUGCAGAAUUCUCACCUUCACUUGGAUGGAAGGUAUCAGCACAAAGACUACCCAGAGAUUGUCUUCACAUUGGCUGAAGUGACAGAUGGGCAGUGCAAGUUCCUCCACAAGCCAUUGUUUGGUGAGGAGGUCAGUGUGCUAGUGGACUUUGCAGAUGUGAAGACAUGGAAGGCUACCAAAAGACAGCCUUCAACCUUGAUUCCCAAAGAUGUGGCAAUGUCCAGGUUGGCCUGGAAAACACCAAGCUGGGUGGCUGAGCAAAUGAAGACCUACACCCAACAGGUUGUGAAAGAGACUUUCUUGGACAAGCUGCCUGAGGUGGAGCUCCAGUUCUCUUUGUUCCCAUGUGCUGUGCACACUGCCACCAAAAUCAAAAAGAAUGACUUGCAACUCUACCCUGUGGGCACCAUCCAGCCUGUCAAGGAUUCUGAGUCGCACAAGCUCAGAGGCAUCCCUGUUCAGUACAAAGGUGCCAAGUUCCAGAUCAUGCCACCCAGGGCUUUGUCUUCAUUGGAGGAAGAUGUUCCUGGCACAUUGGUGCCCUUUCAUUGCCUGAGCCAAACUGAAGAUGAAUCAGAAGUCAACAUGCAGUUGAAGUGGAUGACUGUGAAGGGGGCCUCCAUCCCCAGCUUUAUCAAUUCAGCAAGCUUGGCAGCCAAUGCUACUUUGUGCGUUGUGAAGCAGCCAUGGGAAUUUCCUGGCUCGACUGACUGGUAUGAGCAGUGGGACACUGCAGGUGGCAAUGAUGACCAGCCUACAUGGACUGGCUAUGACAGUGAGCAGGCUGCCUGGGAUGCCUGGGAUGACUGGGGUGAGCCUCAACGGAAGAAGACUACAUGGCAAGAUGAUUGGGGUGAGCCUCAAUGGAAAGAUGACUGGGGUGAGCAUCAUUGGGAACAUGUAGAUACCAUUGAAGAGGAGGAGGUUGAAGAGGAGGAGGAGCAAAAUGAAGAGUAUGAUAAAGGAUAUUUCCAGACACUGGUUGCUAUGGGCUUGGACAAAGAGUCUGUGGAGCGCAGGGAGAUGGAAAGGAAAAACAAGCUUGGCCCCAAGGCCCAUGUGGACAAGGAUGCUGAAGAGUUUUCAUUCCCACCAAGACUGGCUGGUUCAAUCAGUGCUGCUUGGCGAUGGCCUUGUACAAGACACAGAGGCAAGGACUACUCAACAAGGUGGUGGCCAAUCUUGCAGAGCACGACCAAAUGA